This is a messenger RNA of Cercopithifilaria johnstoni, 270 nucleotides long. Lineage: Eukaryota; Metazoa; Nematoda; Chromadorea; Rhabditida; Onchocercidae. The record is from the annotation of a GenBank genome assembly.
AUGGGAAAAGCCGAUCCUAAAUUCAGAACACUAUUUCAAAGUACAUUACUCCAAGCUUUGCGCGUGGAAUAUGCUCAUCCGGCUUCUAAUGCGAAAAAUAUAACCUAUUAUGGAAACACGAAUCCCAUGAGUUCAAUAAUAUUUCGGGAAAAAGUUACGAAACUGUGUUAUGCGAUGGGAUCAGUUUUAGGUGGCGCAAAGAAAGAUGGCAGUAAACCAAAUAUGGAGCCAUCAUUACAACUCACUCCAUCAUCAUUGGCGAUUCCGUGA